Messenger RNA from Thecamonas trahens ATCC 50062, 568 nucleotides. Its product is annotated as H/ACA ribonucleoprotein complex subunit 2. The transcript has 2 exons. Gene Ontology annotation, biological process: rRNA pseudouridine synthesis; snRNA pseudouridine synthesis. The coding region runs from base 10 to 423 and encodes 137 amino acids. Lineage: Eukaryota; Apusomonadida; Apusomonadidae. Gene Ontology annotation, molecular function: box H/ACA snoRNA binding. Gene Ontology annotation, cellular component: box H/ACA snoRNP complex; nucleolus. The record is from RefSeq and is a predicted model, not a curated record.
CUUUCCACAAUGCAGGCCAUGGAGAUUGAGAGCAACACAGCCGACGUGUGCGCCAUUGCCCAGCCCCUUGCCGACGACAAGCUGACCAAGAAGAUCUUCAAGGUCAUCAAGAAGGCUGGCAAGGAGAAGCUCAUCCGGCGUGGGGUCAAGGAGGUGGUCAAGGCUAUCCGUAAGGGCGGCAAGGGCUUUGUGGUCCUCGCUGGCGACAUUUCGCCCAUUGAUGUCAUUUCGCAUAUUCCCAUCAUGUGUGAGGAUGCUGGCAUCACCUACAUCUACGUGGCUUCAAAGGAGGACCUUGGUGCUGCAUCGGGUACCAAGCGCCCGACUUCGGUCAUCCUUGUUACUGUCGAUGACUCGUUCAAGUACAAGGAGCUGUACGAUGAGGCCGUCGCUGCCGCUGCCGCCCUCGCCCCCUCGUUCUGAUCAUCAGCGCUCUCCUCUCUGGCACCGUCGCUGCUCGCCGGGCUCACGCUCGCUUGGCCUCUGCAGUCACUGCGCCUCACUCUUGUCGCUCCCCCCCUCCUCCUCACCACCACACCUAUCGCCGCUGUAAACGGACUCUACACUC